Vigna unguiculata (cowpea) is the source of this 700-nucleotide messenger RNA. Its product is annotated as CASP-like protein 2D1. Lineage: Eukaryota; Viridiplantae; Streptophyta; Magnoliopsida; Fabales; Fabaceae. The record is from RefSeq and is a predicted model, not a curated record.
GUUCUGAUAUCAGUGUGAUCUCUCAAACAGCUUCGGUGCAUAUAAAAUAUGAAAACACAUAUUGAAGAUAGUGCAUCUGGAAAGAAACAUCAACUACCAAUGCUUAAGUUUUUUGAUUCUUCUCUGAGGCUCUGUGCAGUUCCUUUAUCAGUGGCAACCAUAUGGGUUACUGUGACUAACCAGCAGGACAACAGCACCUAUGGAAUGCUGAAAUAUUACAAAUUCUCUGCUCUCAAGUAUAUGGUUUUAGUCAGUGCCCUGUGUGCAUGUUAUGCUGUUGUUGCUGCUGCUUGCUCAUGGGUCAGAUACUAUGCAUCCAAAGCUUGGAUUUUCUUUGUCUCUGAUCAGAUUGUGGCAUAUUUAACGAUCACAUCAGUUGCUGCAGUCACUGAGAUAUAUUACCUGGCUUACAAUGGUGCGAAGGAAGAUUCUUGGAGCGAAGCCUGCAGUUCCUAUGACAGGUUUUGCGGCAAAGUGAAGUUGGCUCUGAUUUUACACGCGAUCACAUUUUGCUGCUUCUUUGUUUUAUCCGUUAUUUCAGCUUUCAGAGCAUUUAGUGUCUUUGAUCCUCCUUAUGUCAAUUCUCUACAGGUGCAGGGAGAUUAAAUGAUUAAUUAGGACCAUACUAAGAUCGCAAAUACUAUAAUGUAUGGAAAAAUAUGUUUACCAAUAAUACUAACUGUUGCUUCUUUAAAGUAAA